GGUCUGGAGACGCGCCCUUCGACUUUUCAUGGAAGAGAUGUCAGGAGAAAGUGUGGUGAGCUCAGCAGUGCCUGCGGCGGCAACUCGCACCACUUCGUUCAAGGGCACAAGCCCCAGCUCCAAGUACGUGAAGCUGAAUGUGGGAGGGGCCCUCUACUACACCACCAUGCAGACGCUGACCAAGCAGGACACCAUGCUGAAGGCCAUGUUCAGCGGGCGCAUGGAGGUGCUCACCGACAGUGAAGGCUGGAUCCUCAUUGAUCGAUGUGGGAAGCACUUUGGUACAAUACUCAACUACCUUCGUGACGGGGCCGUCCCCCUACCCGAGAGCCGCCGGGAGAUCGAGGAGCUGCUGGCAGAAGCCAAAUACUACCUGGUCCAGGGUCUGGUGGAAGAGUGCCAGGCAGCCCUCCAAAACAAAGACACCUAUGAGCCUUUCUGCAAAGUUCCUGUCAUCACCUCAUCAAAGGAAGAACAAAAGCUUAUCGCAACUUCAAAUAAGCCUGCCGUGAAAUUGCUCUACAACAGAAGUAACAAUAAAUAUUCAUAUACCAGUAAUUCUGAUGACAACAUGCUGAAAAACAUUGAACUGUUUGAUAAGCUGUCUCUGCGCUUUAAUGGGAGGGUCCUAUUCAUAAAGGACGUCCUUGGGGAUGAGAUCUGCUGCUGGUCCUUUUACGGCCAGGGCCGCAAGAUUGCCGAAGUCUGUUGUACCUCCAUCGUCUACGCCACUGAGAAGAAGCAGACCAAGGUUGAGUUCCCUGAGGCCCGGAUUUAUGAGGAGACGCUGAAUAUCCUGCUGUAUGAGUCACAGGACGGCCGGGGACCUGACAACGCGCUCCUGGAAGCCACAGGUGGGGCCGCCGGGCGCUCCCACCAUCUGGACGAAGAUGAGGAGCGAGAACGAGAGCGGAUCGAACGCGUGCGGCGGAUCCACAUCAAGCGGCCGGAUGACCGCACUCACCUCCACCAGUGA
Elephantulus edwardii (Cape elephant shrew) is the source of this 976-nucleotide messenger RNA. RefSeq names its product potassium channel tetramerization domain containing 10 (gene KCTD10). NCBI's taxonomy places the organism in Eukaryota, Metazoa, Chordata, Mammalia, Macroscelidea, Macroscelididae. Bases 29 to 976 code for a protein of 315 amino acids. Gene Ontology annotation, biological process: protein ubiquitination; negative regulation of Rho protein signal transduction; protein homooligomerization. Gene Ontology annotation, cellular component: Cul3-RING ubiquitin ligase complex. The record is from RefSeq and is a predicted model, not a curated record. The transcript is spliced from 7 exons. Gene Ontology annotation, molecular function: ubiquitin-protein transferase activity; protein binding.